AUGAUCUGGCGCAUCAUCGGCGGCGCCGUCUUAGCCUUCGUGAGGACAGGAUCAUGCGACGUGACUCCAUGGAAGCCAUUCACAGCUUUGAGACCAGGACACCUCUUGACAUACUUCCCGUUCGACAACGACAUGCGGGAUGCGUCCCCACAGGGCACGACCAACCAGACCUCGGUCAAUAUAAAUGUGACCUUGUCCCAGCACUCCAUCCCCAGCGGAGUGAAAGGCGUGUCGGCAUACUUCAAUGGAGAGAGCUAUGUAGAAGUACAGGUGAACAUUAACAGCAACGUGCACCCGGAAGUGACGAUGGGAGCAUGGGUGUUCAUUCCCGAGUACCAUGACAACCAUGCCCCUCAAAGCAACCCCACAGCCGUGUACGACGCAUCCAGUUUUGUCUUGACCCAUACGUCGAAAGGGUCGUUUGAACGAUCCGUGGGCAUCGACUACCGCGGAAAAGGCUGGUGUGCAUUCACAGGCGGCAGCAGCACCGUCAACGACAGCAACAGAAACGAUGGGAUCCUCGGGGGCAUGCCGGUGAAAACCGGCGUCUGGAGCUUCGUGGCAGUGUCGUAUUCCCGAGAGUCCGUGCUCUUGUAUGUUGACGGCGACCGCACGACGACGUCCAAGAAUUCUCUGCGGGUAGGCGACUCCGUCCUCCGCAUCGGGUCUGGCGGGUACCCCGGCAGCAGUUUCUACGGGUUUAUGAACGACGUGUUUGUGUACAACGCAGCCUUGACAAGUGGCGAAUUGGACUUUCUCCGCACGACCAUGGCCCCGACGCUGCCGCCCGCCGUCGGGUCGGCCGGGUAUGCACUGCUGUUUCCAUCUUCGUCGUCCAUCCAAUUCGUGGCCCCAUUGCCCAUCGACGCUGAUCUGACGACGGCGGUGACGCUGGCCAUGUACUUAUCAGUGGACUUUUCACACGAUCCUCGGGUUUGUUUGGGGGCACUGACCUCUGCCACCACGACCCAUACAAUCUACUUGGACGACCGAUCCAAUGGACUCUUCAGUGUCGAGGUCGUACAAUCCAAUGGCCACGUACAGUCGUCGACGUGGACGACGGGGGAUGUGGAUUUACCCACGCAAAACACGUGGGCGCAUCUGGCCUUGGUGUGGACGGCGGGUACACUUCAGUUAUAUCUCGAUGGCCAAUUGAAGGGUGCCACAGACUACCCGACCCCUUUGAUCCUUCCGCAAGCGAUUGGGCAGUUGUGUCUUGGUGCAUGCGAUGAUGGCAGGACGUCAUACUACGGCCUCUUGGACGACAUAUCUCUGUGGAACAUAGCUACUUUCGACUUUGUCCACAGGAACCAUCCCCUACAAGGCGACGAAGACGGCCUCAUCGGGUACUGGGAUAUGAACUACGAGUCAGACCAGCUGCCGACUCUGGCCAUCGAAAGCAAGGCCAUGGCCACAUCAACCAAGCUCACGGCCGCCAUUCGCAUCUUGGCAUACUCAGACCAAGACACCACCGGUCACACGUUCUUAGCUCCGUCAUUCGCCCCCAUCGGAGACCACGUCCAAGCCAAAAUGAACCUCCCAACCUUGGUGCUACUCAACGUCUCGUACGUUGGACUGCCCCUCCGUCCACCCACAACCAUCACAAAACUCCCAGAAAGAGGCACGUUGUUCGCCAGUUGUUGGCCAACGCAUUCAUUCGAUAUGACCACGGCCAUCACAGCCGUGCCGUACACUUUGCCGUGCCCGCGGGUGUACUUUUUGACCGAUCCGGACGACGCCGGCGUCAACUAUGCGACACUGGAGUAUACAGUCCAAGGCAGUCACGUUCCCCGACUGGUCGUUUUCGACGUGGCUGUGGAACUGAUUCAACCGCACUUUUCAAUGCAAGACCAGGUCGUCCAGCGGCUCGGCGGGUACCGCUUCGAAGACGUCGACACGGCCGAAUACUUGGGCACGGUGGAUACGACGCUGGUCAUCACGUCAUCGCAGGACCACGUGCAAGUGACGCUGCCUCCCUCUGACGUGGCAUCCCAGAUCACGACCACGUCCAUGUUCAGUCAAACUGUCCACCUCCUGGGCGCCCCCGCCGACGUGACGCGCGUGUGUGGCCAAGUGGACGUCCAAACGCCCAGCGCCCAUUCGAUCUCCACUCAGUUUUCCAUUCGAGUGGAUGACACUGGUCCGGCCAACGAUCCGCUGGCGAUGUACUCGCAGACGCUGGGCGUGCAGCUGAUCAACACGUUGGGGUCGAUUCCGAUGCUCGACGUGGUUGAACCCACAGUCGCGUACGUGCAAGGCAGCCAGGUCGUGACCAUCACGGCGCACCAACUGCACCCGCGGAUGACGUGUCGCUUUGGCAACGUCACCACCCCCGCUACGAUCAUAUCUCCGUCGCAAAUACAGUGUCGCAUACCUCCAUGUCCAAUGGGCAGCGGUGGGGGCGUCGUGGCGCUGUCUGUGUUGUUCUUUGGCCAGUUUGAAAGCCGACCGGUGCCGUUCGCGUACGUCCCGCCGAUUCAAAUCCUCAGCGUAUUCCCCACCGUCGUCAGUGCCAUGGGCGGGACCGUUGUAACCCUCUCGACAACUACCUCGUUGGACGACGGCUUUCAGUCCAUAUUUUGCGUGUUUUCCGACCCCCCACUGUUCCACGUGGUAGUUCCCGCCUUGACGGUGACACUGUCGCAGUUGACAUGUCGCGUACCGAUCCUUCCAUCGUCCGUGGUGAUGCUGGGAGUAUCCCCUAACAACGGAAUCGACGUCACCACCGCCCCGACGCCACUGGCCGUAGUCGCCCCUCCAAAAGCCAUCUGGUUAAGUCCGUCUUCUGGGCCAGUGGGGGCCUCCAAGUGGGUUCACGUCCACGGUCUAUAUAUGUCAGCCCAGUCAUAUUGCGUUGUCGACUCCAAGCGCACGACCAGUCGAUUCGACUCGCCGACGGGACUCUGGUGCCAGAUGCCUCCGUCUUUAGUUGCCCGGACAGUUCAAGUGUCGGCCGCCAUCGACGCCACGCCCGUGGAGCUCCCGGCCCUGUCUUAUGAGUACCAAGAUGGCAUCUUGCUGCAGUCCAUAUCCCCUGCAAGCGGCCCCGUCCGUGGCGGCACCGUUCUCGAUGUGUUUGGGUCGCACUUUCGCAACUCCCCAGCGUUGCAAUGCCGGUUUGCACUGCUGACGUUGGUCCCAGCAACGUUUGUGUCGCCUUCAGCUAUCCAGUGCAUUGUUCCGCCACUUUCCGACGCUUCGACGGCCGUUGCCGUGGACGUGACGUCGAAUGGGGUGGACUUUUCCGCAAGUCAGCUGAUGUUCCGACCUUACGAUGAGGUUCAUGUCACUCGAACGUACCCGAGCCUUGGGCCACGCAGUGGAGGGACCCUUGUGACAGUGUUCGGUGACCACUUUACCCCGUCGACGCUCAUGAGUUGCAUGUUUGGAGAGAAUGUGACACUGUCCACGCCGGCCAACGUCAUCAGCUCCACCAUCGUACAGUGCAUGUCGCCUAACGUUGUCACAGUCCCAAGAACCAGUAGCACGACGUUUCGACUGAACGUGAAUGGACAGGACAUGGUCGUGAACCCACUGGUGACGUUUACAUACCACGACCCCAUUCAAGUGACCCAGCUCAGCGUCACGAGUGGGAGUGUGCUGGGGGGAACCACCGUUCGAGUGACCGGGCUGUUUCCAAUGAGUCUCGUGUCGCUAGUCCGGUGCAAGUUUGGGACGAUCAGUGUAUCUGCGACAGCGUUGUCGUCGACGGAGCUGACGUGCGUCACACCAUCGCAACCGACGGCGCAGGUCGUGUCCGUCGCCGUGGCUCUGAACGGCAUUCAAUUUGAAACCACAAGGUUCGAGUUUGACUAUUUCACGGCGCCGUCCAUUUCUAUGGUGGAACCGCGGUGGGUGCCCCAAGCAACCACGAGCUCCGUCCUCGUGUUCGGCUCGUUUCCGCCGCCGUCCGCCCAGAUCAACGUCACAUGCCGAGUCGUGGGAAGAUCUCAAUCGAGUAUGGCGGCAAUGGCCCAGUGGGUAAAUUCGACGGUCCUCUUGUGCGGGCCAGUCCUGUGGAGCACCGUAGGAGACGCCGCCGUGGAGUUAUUGUGGAACCAGGACAUGGUGAGAACCGGAGCGUCGGCCGUUUACGUGCAUCCCCCCGUGGUCGUGACCCGGAUAUCCCCGUCUGUCAUAUGGAUUGGCGCGACUGGUUCCGUCGACAUCGUCGUGGUUGAAGCGACGAAUGUCAUUCAAUUGGACACUUUGGUGUGUAUUUGGAACCGCACAAUCCCAACACGAGCGCUGUACAUGUCCAGUUCGCAAAUCAAAUGCCCCACGCCGUCGAUACUGCCUGUUGGGGACGUCAGCCUCGCCGUGUCGUUGAAUGGCGGCCGGGAUGUGACCGCCGCCCCCACUCUCUUGUCUGUGCGGCGGGUUCCUAUCGUUCUGUCCAUGCAUCCUGUUCAAGGACCCAGCGGCACGAUCGUGUCCUUUUCACUGGCUGAGCCCGUCUCUGCAGCAGCAGAGAUGCCUGUACAGUGCCGCUUUGGAACGGCCAAUGCGCUCCAUCAAGUCCAACUAGCAAAUGCCACGUGUUUGCAGUGCACAGUGCCGUUGGGGAUGGCAGAUGCUUCGGUGGUCGAUGUGGUGCUGGUCAUGAGCCCUGUAUCGCAGAUCUUGACUUCGUUUCAGUUUGCAGUGACCAACCCCGUGUCGGUGCUGCAGGUGUUUCCUUUGGCAAUUGGUCUCCACGACAACUCGACGUGGAUUCAAGUGUACGUCGACACCCUACUGACUUCCACCACAGCGGUUCGGUGCAAAUUUGGAUCCAUCGCUACAGUUCAAGGCCUACCAACGUCGUCACAGGGAUUUCGAUGUCUGGCGCCGCUUCAGCCCCAAGAGACCUCCUCUCCCCUCCUUAUCUCAGUGGCGAACCGUCCGCUCCAAGACACGGGGGUUGUCCUUUCCUUCCAAAAGCAAAGCGUUGUGGACAUGCAUCCUCUGGUUGGUCCCAUAUCUGGCAACACGACGCUGACAUUCUACGGCUCGGCCUUCCCGCCGGGGCCGUACCAGUGUCUAUUUGACAGUCACAUCUUUGUUAUGGCAACAUUGACGCCAUCCCCUCUCUCCGCAGUACGAAUCCAAUGCGCCACUCCAACGACGACGGUGCCCCACAACGCCACCGUGUCACUGACAGGAAUCAACGGCCAAGUUCUCGACUCGUUCUCGUUCCAGUACGUGGCACCCCCAAGCGCGACAGCCUUGAUCCCAAGCGUCGUUCAAGCGUACAGCCCCCGGCAAUCGCUUCAAGUCGUCGGACUCGACUUUCCUCCCACGUUAGUGUGUGCUUUCCAAGUCCGAGACCAGUGGGUAUUAGCACGCACUUCGAAAAGCAAUUCAACCCACGCCACGUGCACGUUUCCAUCACUCACUGCCUCCUCCACGCUGUACCUGUCGACCAACGGCAUCGACUUUACGCCGUCGCAGGUGGCGCUGACGGUUGUGCCGCCAGUAACCAUCACGAGUAUGGACCCCAAAGUGGCGACAGUUUCUGGCCCACUGGUCAACAUCACCGUGGUCGGAACCGGCUUGCAACACGUCCAACAGUGUCACAUUGGUGCUGACGUUGUGGUCGUGCCACGUAUUCUCUCCAACACGUCGCUGGUGUGCCCUCUACCUCGCGACCACGUACCCGCCCAGUCUCUUGGGUUGAUGUCGUUGGAGCUAAGCGUCAACGGAGUGGACGUAACGUCGAGUGGCUUGCAGUUUCGAUGGGUUCCCAACUUCACAUUGACGUCGUACGCCCCGAACUAUGGCCCGGAAGACGGCGGCACGAUCUUAACCAUCGUCGGUGGGUGGUCCAACUGGCCUACCGACGUCGCAAUCUACUGCCACUUUGGCCCGAGUAUGGUAUCUCGUGGCACUUUGGCGGGCGAUCACACGCUGCACUGCACGACCCCUCGGUCCAUGCCCAACCAGUCGCGGAACAUCGGCGUCUCAGUCGACCGACAGACCGUUCAGUUGGUCCGUCCGCCGUUCAUCGUGUAUCCGUCGCUUGCUGUCACGCGGGUGGUGCCUUCCUUUGGCAGCGUCAACGGGAACACAUCCGUGUUGAUUCAAGGCACGAAUUUCCAAAACACGUCUCUGUUGGCGUGCAAAAUCGGCGACGACGUCGUGCCCGCGCGCUUUGUCAGCGCCACAUCCGUCCAACUGACCACUCCUCGACGCUUGGAGUCUGCCGGUGGAGCCGACUUUUACCGCGUGCCUGUCUCUUGUUCGCUCAACGGCCAAGACUAUUCAACGUAUGUGGGCAGCUUUGAGUACCAACCGGUCGUGGCGCUGCAAAGUGUCUUUCCCAAGCGUGGGUUUGCAAAUCCCCCAACAAAUCUACUUCUGAAAGGGACGUUUUACGCUACUACAUCAGGAGCAGCAGCCACCUGUCGAUUCAACCAAUCCCAACGUACCAACGCAACGGUCACGUCACCGUCGACUGUGGAGUGCCCAACCCCGUCGCAGAUACCCCCAGGAAUUGUCUCCGUGGAUGUCUCCCUGAACGGUGUCGACUUUACCUCGUCCGGCGUACAGUUUACACUUGAUGCCAUGCCGACAUUCAGUCAAGUGUACCCUGCAAGCGGCCCUGAGUCGGGUGGAUCGACGGUGUUGGUGUCCGGAGCGCACUUUCCAAACGCGGUCUUGCUCACGUGCAUGUUUGACAACGUCACAUCCACCACUUCCGCUGCCACGUGGGUAGAUCCAUCGACCAUUCUAUGUGUGACACCGCCGCACGCGCCUGGCCCGAGUGUCCUGCGGAUUUCGUUCAAUGGCCGCGACUUCUCGACAUCGUCGCAGACGUUUCGCUACACGUCGCAUGCGACGGUCACAGAGAUUUACCCGACGCGAGGCCCUGCGACGGGGGGCACCCUCGUCACAGUCUACGGCACGGGCUUCAUCGACUCGCCAGACUUCACUUGCCUGUUUGGGGCGAACGCGGCACCCCCACGGCAAGUCGUGGACUCGACCACGGCGGUGUGUGUCGCCCCGGCGGCUGUGACACCGUUGACGCAAGUGGUGGUGUCCGUGUCCAACUCCCGAUUGGACGGUGUCGGCGCAUCAGGCGGUGCCGUGUUCCACUUCCAUAAGCCCGUGUUUGUGGCCCACAUCCAGCCCAAAUUCGGCCCCGUGACCGGACAAACCUUGAUCCAAGUUACGGGUAUGGAGUUCAUCCCUCAAUCGAUAUACAUGUGUCGAUUUCUAUGGGAAACAAGUAUUGAUCUCAACGCCACCAGUAUACGCCACGUGCCAGCGAUGUACGUCAACUCGACCCACCUCACAUGUCGGAGUCCCUCGGUGGCCGCCACAACCAGAAGUACGUGGAUGCUCGUGGAGAACGGACUGGCGCUGUCGUUGUGGCCCAUAGAGUAUGUAUUCCACGAGCAAGUGGACUUGGUCCAGAUCACGCCGUCCACUGGGUCAAUCCUGGGCGGAACCCUCGUUACCAUUCUGGGGAACCACUUUCUAUCGAGUCUGGACGCCAUGUGUGACUUUGGCAUGGGCAGGAUGACUCGUGCCUCGGUCCUGUCAGUGUCGAAAGUGCAGUGUACGACGCCACGGCACUCCCCGGGGACCUCUGCCGUCCGCGUCUGCCUCAACGGCCUCCAGUGCUCACUGCCGUUUGUCGUGUUUGAAUUCCACCCGAUUCCAGUAUGGACAUCGCUGCAGCCGACUACAAUUCCUGCGACGGGGGCCACCAACCUCACGCUUUGCUUUCAACCGUCGUCGCACAUGUUCAAGUUUACCCACUGCCUCUUUGGCCAACGCCAGUCAGCUGUCGCCUAUGUCAAUGCAACGUGCGUUAAUUGCUGGACGCCGGCGCUCCCGGAAGGCGUGACAGUGGACAUCGGGGUAUCGGUUAACCGGAUCGACGCCCUUCCCACCUCCAUGCACGUAUUGCCGACAAAACCCUUGGACGUGUCCGGAGUGGUUCCGACGGCCGGCCCUACAACCGGCCACACCCGGCUCGUGAUCUCCGGACGCUUCAAUACCUCCAUGGCGUACGUGUGCCGAGUCGGCACGUCCCCCGCCGUUCCGGCUCUCGCCGUGUCUGGCGACUCAGUGCAUUGCUACACCCCUCCGUCCCCCGCAACCGGAAACGUGCCCGUGGCAGUGAGCGACAACGGCGUGGACUUUACCUCGUCGCAUUUUCCGUUUCGAUAUUACGCGGGAAUUCAAUUGACGUCCAUCUGGCCCCCGCAAGGCGCUGAAACGGGCGGGUAUUUCGUCACACUGUCGGGAAUGAACUUUGAAAUGGCUGCGGUUUGUCGCUUCGGCAUGGCGCCGCCGACCCCUGUCCAGUGGGAGUCGUCGACCAGAGUACUGUGUCGCGUGCCGCCUCGAAGUCCGGGGACGAUUGGUGUGGGUAUCUCCAACAACCACGUCGACUUUACGUUUGGGUCGUUUUUGUUUUACGCUCUGCCUCGAGUGUACAGUUUGAACCCCGCCGUGACGUUAUACGGGGUUGGUGGGCCGAGCAAGAUUACAGUUCACGGUGACCUAUUCCAGAACAUUUCGACCUUGAAGUGUCUCUUCGAUACGACUGUGACCCUGCUCACGUACAUCGAUGCCAAGACAGUCGUGUGCACAGUGCCCGCUCUAUCACCCGAGGCGGCUGGUCUCGUUCGCCUGAGUUUGAUCGACUUGGCCACGCAUGUUCAGGUCGACUCGCCCGUGGCUAUGACGGUCUUGGAAGUUCCAAUUGUGGAGAGUGUUGAGCCCACUGUACUUCGUCGCCAGUCGACAUUGUCGUCGGUGCUGAUUUCUGGCCACCACUUGUAUCCGAGUUUAACCUGCGGGGAUGACAGAGGUAGCACCAGUCCGGUGGAGUUUCUGUCGUCGUCGCAAGUUCGCUGCAGCGUCCAGUUGAAUGCCACGACGCUUCGCAUCGUCGAUCCAGCGUUAAACUACACGGUGGUGCGUCGGGCCUUGACGUGGUUUGACGAUGUGCGCAUCGCGGAGAUCGUGCCACGUCACGGUCCCUCGACGGGCAACACCCUCGUGAUGGUCACGUUGGCGACCCCAUUGCCUCGAAUGUUAACAUCGUUGUCAUGUCGAUUUGGAACCGACUCGGUGGCUGCCCAGGUGGUUAACCGCACGACCAUUCGGUGCGCGUCCCCUGCCAAACCCAGCAGCACCAGAACAGCCCAACUGUCUGUGAGUUUGAACCAACUCGACUUCUCUCAAGGCAGCGUUCCAUUUGAGUACUACGACAAUGCGCAGAUGGUUGGCCUGGAACCACUGUACAUUCCGUCAAAUGCAGUCAACGCUAGCAUAGUACUGCGGGGUGUAAACAUCCCCCUGGGUUUGAAUCAAAGCCGCCCCGUCUGCUUCUUUGGACCGACUCUCACGAGUCCGGCCGUUGUGGAGUCGAGUGAGAUGGUGGUGUGUCGUCUACCUGCAGAACUCGCCAUCAAACAGGGAACUGUGUCCGUGGCAUUUGCUCCCAAUGGUCAGAAUCCAGUUGCACCCGACUUGACCCUGACAAUAUUUGUGCAUCCCCAAGUGCUUCAAAUCACUCCACUUCGAGGCACGGUGCAAGGUGGAACCACUGUCCGAAUCGACUUUGACGCUGUGGUCGAUUCGUUUCCCACCAUCCAAUGCCGCCUUGCGACGGCCACAAGCCCCGCCUCUGUCGUGGGGCCGAGUGCCGUCGAGUGCCGCGUACCUACGUCCACAUCGUCACCUGGCCUCAUAGUGGACGUUUUCGUGGCUCUGAACGGUCAGGACUUUGUCUUCACUCGGUCGUUUCAAUACGUAGACAUCCCAUACAUCACGUCCGUGUCCCCUCCCGUCGGCACCGAAUUGGGCGGCUCGACCGUUUCCAUCGCCCUUCCUCUAGCCACCACCCUGUGGCAGUCGUCGUUGUACUUGAAAUUCGGCAACUCAGAGCCCGUGGUCGCUGCUUUGAACGCGUUUGGCAUUGCCACGUGUGUAGUGCCAGCUCAUGCCCCUGGUCCAGUGACCCUCCUCGUGUCCGUCAAUGGGGUCGACUACCUGCCAGCCAACCACACGUUUACGUACCUCAUGGCUCAAACUUCCACCGGUCUCGUACCCGCGUUGGGUCCAGUGACCGGCGGGACGGUCGUGUCCAUCUUCGGGACCAACUUUGCCUCAUGUGUGGACAUGGUGUGUCGGUUCGGUCCGCACUUGGUGGCUCCAGCGGUGUUUGUGUCGGCGCAGCAGCUCCAGUGCACCACGCCGUCCACCGUAGCCCCGUCAGACCACCUCGUCGUAUCUGUCUGGUGUGGACUACUCAACCGAAUCGUGACACUGGACCAAUCGUUCUCGUUCUAUACACCCCCACAAUUGGUGUCGUUAACACCCCGCCUCGCGCCCACCACCGGCGGGACCAAGCUGAGCAUCACCACUAGCCAGCCAGUAUCCGUUAUCCGACCCAGCAGCGUGUCAUGUCGAUUUGACUCGGUGGUUUCCACGUCGGCGGUGGUAAUCGACGCCACGACCUUGUCUUGCGUGGUGCCGCCCCUUCCCUUGCGCGACCAAGUAGUCGUCGAAGUCUCUUUCAAUGGCCAGAACUUCCACCGACUGCCGUACCCGUUGAAGCUGUACCCGUCGAUUCAGGUGCAAUCCGUCGAGCCGAGUACGAUAUUUUGGAACACAUCAACGACGGUUUUGGUCUCCGGUCGAGGCAUGCUCAACACGCCCGCUUUAAGCUGUCGACUGGGAGCAAAUGCCAUCACGGCGGGUCGAUAUGUGUCUAGCACCAAGGUCGCGUGUCCAGUUCAAAGUAUCGGGUCGGCUUCGACAUUGUUCUUGGCAGUAUCCAACAACGGGGUGGACUUUGCAGAGCCUACCCUCGCCUUAUACUUUCACCCGCAGCCAACCUUGACUGGAAUCAAUCCAGCCUAUGGCCCGGUGGCCGGUCGAACGCUGGUAGAAAUACAAGGACUCAACUUUGUGACCUCUGGUUUGACGGUGCAGUGUGUGUUCGGCAACUCGACCGUGGCUGCCGCCGUCUCGAAAUCGUCCACGUCCGUGCUGUGCUUAUCCCCGGCCGCCCCCGCCCCUCAAAUCGCUCUGGUGGGACUUCAAUUUGGGAUUACAUUGACAACAGAAUCCAUCCGAUUCGAGUAUAUUCCAACGGCUUCCGUGGUAUCGCUUUCUCCUGUUAAAGUACCCUUGGGCGUUCCCACUAGGGUUAAUCUGGUGGGAGUCCACUUGCAAGGGCCGCUGCAGUGCGAGUUCUUCCAGACUGAUUCGACCACUGCUGUUCAUGCCGUGGUUGUUUCUGCGGUGAUUUCUUCCUCCACAUCGAUCCACUGCACGGCUACACUGUUCACACCCGGUGUGUACUCAGUUCACGUUGGAGCUAUGGGGCAGCCGUCGGCCAGGUCCGACAAAGGAGGCUUGUUGAUCACCGUACACCCAACUCCGGUGGUUCAGCGUGUAUCGCCGUUGGUUUCCGUUGAACUUGGCGGUGGCAAUGUCGUUGUGACGGGAUUCAAUUUCAGUGCGUUCGACGCCAUGUCGUGUUUGUUUGGGGCCCAACCUGUGGUAGCUACGUUUCAAAGCUCCACGCAACUGAAAUGUGUCGUCCCAGCGUCGCUCGCUCGUCGCCCACUGACACUUUCCAUCUCGAUCAACCACGUCAUUCUGUACAAAACGCCUUUCUCAAUCAUACCAACCAUGAUUCUCGAUGCUGUCGACACGCAGUUGUUGCUGUCUGUGGGAAAUCCCGUCCAAGUCAUACUGACUGGACGCCAUUUAGUGCCGAAUGUGACCUGCGUCGUGAUGACUUCAACCAACACCCUCGAAGAAGAAACACUCGCCUUGUUUUACUCGUCCGAGUCCAUUGGUUGCAUCGUGCAAGCACAGGUCCCAGGCCAGCGUUUUCUCACUCUCAAGCUGUACGAUGCCAUUGCGACAACCAGUCCGACCGUGGCGCUUGAGUUUGUGGCCGUUCCAGCCAUCGUUGCUAUAUCCCCACACUCUAGUGACAUUCGCGGCGGGUCAUCUAUCGCAGUGACCGGGCGUGGAUUCCACGACGGUGCUUCCCUUUCCUGCCACUUUGGCCUUGUCCAGUCUAGGGCAGUCUUUCUCACGCCUACCCGCAUCGUGUGCAUGACUCCUCGGGUCUCAGUCCCCUCCCAAGUGCUGCUCACCGUGUCGAAUGUGGGGGGAAAUGUGUCCAGCGGUCCAGUGGCGUUUUCAUUCGAGUCCCCCGUCAUCGCCUUGUCGAUCCAUCCGUCAUUCGGGUCGGUUCUCGGCGGCGUCAUCGUCCGCGUACUUGUGGCCGAGACUGCCCUGGACGACCGUUCCAGCAGUGUGCGGUGCUGGUUUGGCAGCGUGUCCUCCAUAGCCACGCGUGUCCAAUCCAACGUAUUCCAAUGCAUCGCUCCUUCCACCGUCCGGCCAGCCAAAGUUCUGUUUCACUUGCGCUCGGAGCAGCAGUCUGUAGUCCACCCCCCCAUAUAUUUUACCUACGUGGAACCUGUCCAGGUUGUGAAUGUCACGCCCGCGAGUGGACCAGUGGAAGGGGCCACGGCCGUUCGAGUUCUCUUAGUGGCGCCAGUCCUCAUGCCAGCGUCGGACUUGUCGAUUCAGUGCGCGUUUGGAAACCAACCAGUUCCUGGACUUCUAGUAUCCCCCACCGCAAUUCAAUGUGUGACGCCGCCGUCCGUGUCGCAGCAAUCCAAUGUGUCUGUGGCGGUGACUGUCAACGGCCAAGAGUUUUCACUGUCUAGCGAGUCGGCUACCACGUUUGAGUAUCAAAAGACACUGCAAGUGGACUCUGUCGUGCCGACGCUGGGCUCUCCAGGCACGUCGAUCCGUGUCCUGGGCACGAAUUUGAAGUCCCCCAGCAUUUGCCACUUUGGCGACGCCAGGCCGUCCACCCCAGCGCGCUUUGUGUCGUCGAACGAAGUGGUCUGUGAGCUGCCAACCAUGGUAUCUUUUACAACAACAACAACGGUGGCAGUCGACGUGGUGCUCACGCUCGAGUAUGCCACGGGCGUAUACUCCAACAGCAAGCUAUUCAAGGUCUUCCCUCCAUUGAGCCUAACCUCGUUGUCUCCGUCACGUGUUUUCGAGAGCGGCGGGGCUCGUAUCAUGCUUCAAGGUCUGGGGUUCCUCGAUGUCCCUCAACUGGGCUGCCUCUUCGGUCGAUCGGCUGUCAUCGUACCUGCGUUGUGGGUGUCCAAAUACUUGGUGGAAUGCGUGGUACCCCCGUUAGAACCCGGCAAUGUGUCGGUGGCAGUCACUCAAAACGGCAUCGACCGUUACAUCGUGCCCAUGUCCUUGUCGGUUUCGCCCGCCCUGACCAUCUCUUCCAUUAGCCCAAUUCAUGCAUUAGUGUCUUAUCCAACUACCAUCACAGUGCUUGGAACUGGCUUUGAACCGUCUGUGCGAUGUCGUUUUGGAGAUGUAAUUGUGGUGCCAACCGAGUACACCAACCGAAACACUGUCACAUGCGCGGCACCUCCAUCGCAGACAAGUGUGCCGUUUCAAGUGACAAACAACGGACUCGACUUCGCCGGCGAUCGCUUGUGGGUGUCCCACGACGUCCAAGUCGACAUCUCGGACGUGUCUCCGUCGUCCGGCCCCGUCAACACCACCACCACCCGCUUAUGGAUUCGAGGCACAUUUACGAAUAUGGACCAACUGCACUGCCAACUUGGGGACAUGACCACUCUAGCACACAUUGCCAACACUACGCACGUCGAAUGUCUCGUGCCCUCAGUCACGACAAGCCAAGUAGUGCCGAUUACGCUUCUAGCGCUUGGGAUGUCGAUUCCGUCGACUUGGACGUUCUCGUAUUACGCCCCACCCGCCGUUGAAUCUAUGGAGCCGUCCACGCUCUUCCGUCCGUCCACGGCAGUGACUGUCCGAGGUCUGAACUUUCUUCCGGGGGCUGUUUGUCGAUUUGGAGCUGUCAUCACCGGUGCUAGCGUGUACCACAGCUCGAAAGUAAUUGAAUGCCCCAGUCCACAGGUACAUGCUCGUGGGUACGUCGUAGUUGAAGUGAGCAACAACGGCGUCGACUUUACCUCGCAAGGCCUCACGGUGCGCUUCGAAAGCCAGCUGAGCGUGGUGGCCAUCUCCCCGCCGUACGCUAUACAUACGGGUGGGUCCUCUUUGAUGGUCAUCGGCACGGGGUUUCCGGCAUUCUUGUACUGUCGUUUUGGCACUACCUACCAAGUGGGUACUGUUCUCAACACUACGCACUGCAUGUGCACUACCCCCCCACUACCCCCAAACCAAGUCGUCGUGUUGGAGCUCAGUACGGGCGACGAAGGCACGACGAAUCAAGUGACGUUUUGGUCCAUGUUGCCUCCGAAUCCUAUUCGGGUGGAUCCUUCACAUGGCUCGACUGUCGGCAACACACUUUUGACUGUCCACGGCACUGCCUUUAGCAUCGACUCGAUGGAAUGCUGCUUCAAUCGUACGACAUGUGUGCCCGCCGCCGUGUUGAGCGAUACGCUUCUGACAUGUGUGACCCCCCCGUUCAACACGACAACCAACGGCCCCGUCUUAAUCACGUUGCGGGCGCCAGACAGUCAAGUGGCGUCCCUGCGUUCGGUCGAGUACUUUGUUCACAUUCCACUGACAUUGGCUCGGUUCGUUCCGACCAGAGUUCCCGAGCAGGGCCACACGGUGGUGACAGUCUCGGGCGCUCACUUUUCCCCGACUCUCGACCUCUUCUGCGUCUUCGGGACUGAGUUUGUGGCAGCUACCUUUGUGAACUUCGACACGAUCGAGUGUGUAAGUCCGCCCCACGCCCCUGGAUCUGUCUCCCUUGGAGUGAGCGCCAACGGCAAAGACAUCGUUUCAUUUGAUGCAGUUCUAGAGUACCAUCAAAGUGGGAGUGUGACUGCAAUUACGCCAACGACUGGACCGGUGGACGGAAACUCGGUCGUGGUUGCCGUCGUGUCGUCCAACAACCUACUGUCGUCUGCUGUCUUUUGUAAAUUUGGAUCCGUCGAAGUCCGCGCCGCCGCCAUCAAUGCCUCGGCGGUGUCUUGCUUGUCGCCACGUGCGCGCACUUGCGGUGCGGUCUCGUUUUCCCUUGUCCAACGAGCCAAGAAUUCCGUGUCAGUCGAAUUUGUCUCUGCCAUGCCAUACACCUACGAAGACCCACCGACUCUCGUGAGCAUGUUUCCCAACACGGGCUCCACCGCCGCCCCGACGGUUGUGACGCUGACGGGCUCGGGGUUCCACGCCCACACGACGUUCAUUCGUUUUGGAAACAUCGUCGCAGCUUGCAUGGAAGCGACGAAUACCUCAACAUGCACAGUGCAAUUGCCUCGGCAUGGCAUUGAAACAACGCAAGGAGAUGGCGGCGGCGUCGUAACUGUGGACGCGACCAACAACAACCAGGACUUUUCGACCCCGCUGCUGUUCCUGUACACCCCACGAGUCGCGGUGAUGGCGGUGGCCCCUUCCGUCACGCACGGACCCACUUUGGUGACCGUAUCCGGAGUUCACUUUGUCGACACGAUUCCAAACGCUUUGCGCUGUCGCAUAGGCGGACACGUGGUGGUCCCAGCGACGUUCGUCUCUGCCACGUCCGUGCAAUGCCUCAUUCCGACGCUUUCAGGCGGAAAUUAUAACGUCGAAGUGUCUGUGAACGGUCAAGACUUCACCAACGACUCGGUGCAGAUAUUGGUCAAAGACCCGGUGGAGAUAUAUACAGUGCAACCACCCUUUGGCUCGACCCAAGGCCGAACCGUGGUGACAAUGACCACAAACUCAGUUCUGGACACUUCCGUCGACUUGUUCUGUGCGUUUGGCGAUGGAUUAGUGUCCACCUUGACCGUUCUAAACGCAUCGACGGCGUCCUGUGUGGCUCCCCCCACGGCAGCUGUCGGGACGGUGCCGUUGAGUGUUGUGCAGUCGAGUGUAGAGCUGACUACAGUCAUGCCACCCACAUCCUUCACGUCGAUCUCCAGCAUCACUCACUCGUACACGUAUAUCCGACCAGUGGAAGCAACGUCCCUGUUUCCGUCGUUUGGGUUCCAACAAGGCGGGACGGUGGUGUCGAUGGCUGGCGACGGCUUCGUCAACACCGCCCAGGCCAGCUGUGUCUUUGGCAAUACGUCGGUCCCUGCGGUCGUCCUGUCCUCGGACCUGUUGCGCUGCGUGGCGCCUCCAUUUCAUCACUCACCUGAAGAAGUGGUGGAAGUGAUGGUAACUAUGAAUGGAGUCGAUAUAACGCGCACCAAUCUCUGGUUUCGCUACGUCCGUGACGUGGCCUUGUCCAGCAUCACGCCUUCGAAAUCCACUCUAGCGGGCGGCAGUCUCGUGGACAUUCGGGGCGCUGGCUUUGACCACCUUAGCAACUUGACGUGCGUAUUUGGAGCCAAUCGUCACGUUAGUGCGACAGUGAUAUCUCGUCAAUCGCUGUCUUGCGUGGUGCCGCCAGUGUCUGCGGAAGGCACGGUGGUGGUUCGAGUGGCCAUGAAUAUGCACGAUGUGUCCGUGGAUGGUCUGCGCUUCGACUACCAGAUCCCAGCGCUUCUGUACAGUAUCGCACCCACAGUGGGCCCGCACAUAGGACAUACUAAAGUGCUGGUCACGGGCGAAGGCUUUACCCCUGGCUUGCAAUGCGCAUUUGGCGCCAUAUUGGUCAACUCUACGUUCCUGACAUCGCGAACGCUGUCGUGCGUGGCGCCGCCGCUGUCGAUCGAGGUCGACGUGGUGGAGUUCUCGUUGCAAGAUCCACACGUUGUAAGCAGUCAAACCACGUCCCUGCCGUACUAUGUGGUAGUCCUGCCAGACAUUGUGAGUGUCCAGCCAUCGUCUGGCCCCGUCACUGGCAACACCACUGUGGUGCUGACGAUGGAUGGAAGCUGGGGGUUCCAAGCCGACGUGUUCUGCCAGUUUUGUGCAUCUGUGGUCCGCGGAGAGUUUGUGGAAUCGACUCGAGUGGUGUGUCGCCCCGGAGCACAGCCGACGGCGGUGGAGUGCCCCGUCAGCAUCUCCCCCAACGGAAUCGACUUCACCGAUCCAACGUGGACGUUUUCGUUCUACGACCUUCCGUCCGUCAAGACUUUGGUUCCCGCGAGAGGCCAAAGCGGGACACGAAUCACAGUUCGCGGCUCCAACUUUUCGAACGUUCCAAAUCUGCAGUGUAAAGUGGGCACGACGGUUGUGCGUGCCGCCUACGUAUCCCAAGAUGAAUUGACUUGUGUAGCACCACCAAUCUCCAGCAACAAUAACUACACUACUCUACAAGAUAUCCAAUUGAUAUCGAUCACUGGCCCUAUCCCCCAGCCCACCAUCCAAACCAUCACAACCACAGCGGCCCCAGCAGUGAGCGAAGUUCAAGUGGUGACGACUUCUGGCUGGGCCAAUCGGGCACAGGUCCAAACCAUCGCGCCAAUCUUGUCGCCUGUGCAAUCGAACGUGGUGCAGAUCACCACAUCGAGCAAUUACCAGCCUGAGAUUCAGUGGUUGCAGUUCAAAUUGAACCCCCAAUUGCCCGAGGUCCAGGCGAUUACAAGCACUGGCACCACGGGGGGUUCGUUCACCGUGCAAUUGUUUGGAGUUGGUGCUGUGAUUGGGUACCAGGAUGCGGCCGCGACCGUCCAGGUCACGCUCCAAACAGCAGCCGUGGGCCAUUCGUUCUCGGUCACUCGAAGCGCCGUGGCGAACGGCGGAUACACGUGGUUGAUCACAUUCACGUCGGACGUGGGGGCGCUGCCGAUGAUUCAAGUGACCUCGACUGGAUCUCUUCUUGGCACGUCGCCCGCGGUUUCCGUGCUUCGAAAUCGAGCUGGAACAGUCGCGGAAACCCAAACGAUCAGUGUGUACGGCACGGUCUUUUCCAGUGGACCUGCCAUCUCCAUGGAUGUGUCGUACGCGGGGGUGACGGUGGUACAAGGUAUCGCACUUCCGGUCACAGCGUCCGCCUUGGCCACUGCUCUGAACGCCGUGGGGAGAUUGGGCUCUGUCUCGGUGGCCCGUCGAAACAGUGCAUAUGUUGCCUUUAGUGGAGCAGCAUCGCCGCUCGAAUUGUUUCAGUACGACAUCACCUUCUUGUCCAAAUCAACUCUGGGUUCCCUCUUGCAAGUGCGCCUUCAGUCGUAUGUGGGUCUGUGCGCCGUAGCCCGAAGUGUCGUGGGUACGACGCCAGCUCCCGCGGGGACGUUUACGCUGAGCUUGGGAAGCAGCACCACGGCGCCACUGGCUUGGGACACGUCCGCGUACAACCUCAAGCUAGCGUUGCAAUCUCUCCCGGGUGUGGACGUGGCCAUGGUGUCCGACCUGCUUCCCGCAGUUUCCACCAACGUGCGAACGUUAAAGCUCGUGUUUUCACCUUUGACGGGCAACAUGGCGCCCCUUGUUGUGCAGUUCAAUUCCGCAACCAAUACUGGAAUCUAUGGAGAUAAAUCGAGCAUGUUGUCGACGGGAUUGACUGCGACUGUUCUAGCAGUGCAAGAUGGAGCCUACUUGGGAGGCAUGUUCAAGCUAACGCACCCGAUUACUGGAGCGUCUCUUACCGCAGUCACCAACAUUCCGUGCGGCACCUUGACCUCGUUAGUAGGCGCCACGUCUUGCUUGAUCGAAGGGCCUGGCAUCAGCGGCGAGUAUCGGUGGACGCUGUCGUUUGCAUCGAUCGUGGUUCCGAUUACAGUGUCGAGCGUGGGGAUGACUGGGGCGGCGCCUUUGGUUCAACUGACCAAGUUCACGCCUCAAGCAACUGCCAAAGUCCAAACGAUUUCGAUUUCAAACACCCACGUCUCGACCAUCCAACGGCUUCGUGUGUCAGGGGUAGGCGCGGUGUGGGAAGUCCAGAGCAUCACGAUGAUGGCUCAAGGGGGGACACUUCAAGGAGUGUUUUCCAUUCGAUUCGGCGCGGUCAACUCUGGAAACUUGACGGCCAAUGCGUCGGCAGUCGACGUCCAAACCGAGUUGGCGCGACUGGCUCAAAGUGUGGCCGUAACCCGACAAAGUGUUGUUAGCGGCAGCUCAACCGGGUUCACAUGGCUCGUGACGUUUUACCAAAGCGGCGACAUACCCGACUUGGUGGUGACGUCCACCAAUUUGGUGGGAACGGGUCUGUCUGUGCAAGUGCUAGAGGUUGUCAAGGGUAUUCCCUGUGAAGUUCAACGGGUAGUGCUGUCGAUUCCCGAUCGAACCAGUGUGACUGGAACGUUUCGGCUUGGGUUAAUGGGGGCCACGACAAGUGCGCUGUCGUACGUGGCUACCGCAGCGCAAGUCCAGCUGGCGUUGCAAACCGCGCUGAAUGUGGCUGUGAAUGUAUCGCUGACUCGUCCAAACUCUCAAAAUGGAAGCACUUGGACGAUAUCAUUCCCAAUGCACGCGGGCAAUAUCAACGCCAUGACCGUCGACACUUCCGCCCUUGUGUCGACUCCGACCUCCACUCCAGCCACAAUCAAAGUGCUAGAAGUGCAGCCAGGCAUGACCGUGCCAAUGCUGGGCUCGUUUGCAGUCACAUUCCAAGGACAAACAGCCAUAAUCCCCCUCACCACAACCGUUGCGGCCCUGUCGACAUCGCUGAACGGAAUUGUGUCUGGAGGAGUGACAGUUACUUCGACUGUUGUCGACAAAACUGGCGGUGGGGUGUGGGACAUAACGUUUACGGCGCUGGGGGUCCAGCCAUUGCUCGCAGUCGACCUGGCGCUGGUUCGAGGCGGGACCAGUCCGACCGCCUCUGUCGCAACCGUCCGAUCUGGCACCCAGUACGACCUUCAAGUCGUGUCCACUGCGUCUGUGACAUCGGGGACGUUUUUUCUGGCUUACGGGUCACUGGAAACACCCAAUUUGGCAUUCAACGCGUUAGAUUCCGACGUUCAGUCAGCUGUCAACGGAUUGCUCCCGGUGGGGUCGUCCGUCGUGGUCACGCGGGUGCUGACUGGCACGAAUACAUACAACUGGACCAUCACAUUCCAAGCCCUCAAUUCCGUCGUGCUCGUGGCUGGCGGGGUCAAUCUAGUCGGUCAAGUGACUGUCUCUCGUCUGCCGCCGUCGCCGUUAACACCUGUCCAAGGGGGGUUCACCUUAACUUCGUCCCAGGGCCAAAGUGUCUACGUGCCAGCCACUGCGUCGGACGUGGACAUGAAGUCCAUUGUCCAAUCGUUCCCAGCAAUAGGUACGGUGUCGGUGGCUCGAUCGGGGGAUGCUUCUGUCAAUGCUUUCGUAUGGGCCAUAACGUACCUCGAAAAUGCCGGCCCCCAAAACAAUCUGACAGUCGCAUCGUUCAAUUUGACGUCGUCUGGACAGGUGGGGGUGUCGAUUGCAGUCACGCAAGAAGGCACGGCAGCAUGCUGCCUCGGAGGGUCCUUCCGACUGGCGUCUGGGGCCACGACCAUCCGGUUGCCUGGAACGGUCGCAGUGGAGCAGAAGUGGCCCAUUGCCACAACGUCCCAGGAUCUCACGGCGGUGGUCCGGCGCGGGGAAGUGGUCGUGAUCAACGGCAACGUUUUCACUGUGGAUAUGUUUCUACCUUUUGAUGCGACACGGUUGCCACUCAGCGCCGUCUAUCCGGGCGUGAACGAUCCAAUCGCAGUCGGGUACACUCAACCCACGACGCCGUGGCUAGACGUGACGACCACAUCGCCGUCGACGAUGCUCAGGGCUUUGACCAACCUUCCAAACAUGAAGAAUGUUCUUGUAUCGAGGUCCACCAAGAUGAUCAACAACGGCUACUCGUGGUCCGUGACGUUUGCGGGCGACACCUCCGACGCCACGCUGCUUCGCGUGACAUCCGCCUUGACGCUGGGUAGCAUCGCAUCGACCGUCACCACGCCUCGAGCACAAGGAGAAAUUCGAAUGAUUUACGUUAGUGCCAUGUCCACCAUCUCUGGCACGUUCAAGAUGAACCUGGGGGGCGUGGAUUCGCCACCUCUUGCGUGGAAUUCCACUGCCACCGAUAUGAAAGCCGCUCUGGAAAUGCUCUACACCAGUGUCAACGUCACCCGCUCGCCGCUCUUCGCCACGAGCUACAACUACCUCGGGGACGGUUACGGCUGGUUCGUCACGUUUGCAUCGGACACUGGCACUGCUCGAACUCUAACGUUCAUUCCGAUGACUCUGACAACGGCAUCGUCCACCGCGGCAGUGGUGAAUUGGAUAUUGGUCACACCGGGGACUUCCACUCCUUUAUCCGGCACGUUCCAGUUGAGUUAUCUUGGGUACUCCACGACGUCGCUCGCGUUCAACGAAGGCGCGUCGUCCGUUCAAUCGGCGCUCAACCUCCUCCCGUCGGUCGGGAAUGUUGCGGUUACUCGAUCGGUAGCGGAUCCAAAUAUGGGGUACUCGUGGUCAAUCACGUUUUUGCCGAAUCCAGCCAAAGCCAAUGUCCAACAGCGGGGAGAUUUCCAACCGCUGGGGUAUAUGUCCGCCUUGAGCGGCACGGCGGCAUCGAUUUCCAUCACAGAGUUCAUGAAGGGAUCGUUUCUAGACGGCUCGUUUGCCUUGAUCUCUGGGUCCCAAGUCACCAGUCCCAUCGCGUACAACGCAGCCGCAGAUGUGGUUCAGAACGCCCUCCAAACGUCAUUUGAUUGGGCGACGUCGGUGGCGGUGACCAGGACGAGCGUGAACGCGGCCGGGGGGUACACGUAUGCGUUGACGUUUCCCGCGGGACUCGGCGUCGUCGAGUUGCUUGGGGUUGACACGACCCUGCUGCUCGGCACGCAAGCCGCGGUCACAGUCCAAACCACCCAGCCAGGGGUGAAUCCCGUCUCGGGGGUGUUCACACUCGACUUUAACGGGGCGGUCACGUCGCCAUUGGCAUUCAAUGCGACGUCCGUUCAACUGCAGACCGCCCUGGAAACUCUCCCAACCAUUGCAAAUGUGGACGUCACCCAGACGCAAAGUAGUGGGGGGAACGGCAAUUCGUGGCAAGUGACGUUCUUGUCCACCAGUGGUGCGCCUUUGAAUGUAGGGGACUUGCCCCUUCUCGGCUUGAACCCUGUUCGAUUGCAUGGCACUCAAAUCGUUGCGAAUGUGACCAAGGUCCAAAGCGCCGUCACCGCCUUGUCAGUGUCUGUGAAUGGCCAGGACUGGACAUCAGACAACGUCGGCUUUCGAUAUGAUAGCGACAUGCUGGUACAGCAAGUAUCCCCUGCGUUGGGUCCAGUCACUGGAGGCACCCGCGUGGUGCUGCGAGGAUUUCGCUUUGUCAACAUGACCAUGUGGUGCUUGUUUGGCAAUGCCACCACGGGUGUCGAGUACAUCAGCGCCACCUCCGUCGUCUGUUCGAGUCCGCCGCAGGGCUCUUCGACGUCUGUCUUUGUCAAACUUCUGUCGGCGUCAUCGGCCAGUCUCAUGGAAACCAUGUCGGACUCAGUGGCCGUGUUUCACUACUACCCGACUAUAUCGUUCACGACAAUGACUCCUGCGUUCGGAUCGAGCUCGAUGGCAACACAUGUCCGCAUUGAAGGCGCCUACUUUGUCAAUACAUCGCGGUUGACAUGCAGAUACACCACGUACAUUCCGUCCCUUGCCACGCAUGUGCAUCAGUCCGUACUGGCCACGUUCGUCUCGUCCACAGAGAUCGGGUGUAUCGUGCCAUCGCUCAAGAGCAGCUUUCCCAAAUCAGGGUCAACUUGGGCCAAUCACGUGGCCGCGUCCUCCACGGCCGUCGAAGUGUCCAAUAACGGACAAGACUACUCGGUCCAUCCCACCAACUUUACGACCCUCCCCGACUUCCAAGCGUCGGCAUUGGCUCCAACCACUGGACCGUUGGGUGGAGGCACCGUAUCUACAAUCACACUGAGUCCGGUGCGGUGCGACACAAAUUUAGUGGCUUGUCGCUUUGGCAAUCAUGUUCCUACGCCGGCGACGACGUGCACGAGGGACGGCACCGUCACGUGUGUUGUGCCACGUCAUCGCCCAGAACCGUCCAUUUACCAGCUGAAAGUGAACUCGAGUGCGCUCGUGGGCGAAGUGCAGACUGUGACUGUAGCGGCGACUAAUAUUGCUCUGCUUUCUGGAUCGUUUCAACUGCGCUACCAGGGAUUAACGACCGACCCCGUUGCGUUCAACGCAGCGGCGUCGACGGUGCAGAGCGCCAUCAACAGCGCCAUGUCCCCAUUGGUUGUUGUAACUGCCGCCACUCGGUCGACCUUGUCCAAUGGAUAUACGUGGACGCUAACGUUUUCGCUGGAAAGUGGAAACAUCGGAGUAUUGCAAUCUGACAUGUUUGCGUUGGAAGGGCCCGGGUCGGCCGUGACUGUGGCAACCGUUCAAGAUGGACCUACUGGCACCGUCGUCAAGGAAGUCCAGCAGAUCAAGUUUACGCAGCCUCCAUUGGUCAACGAAGUGCAGAUUGUAAACGUGUCCUGGGCUCCCAUCGUGCUCGAAGUGCAGCGGAUAAGUCUCACGGCGGCUGUCGUGAUGACCGGAUCGUUCACAUUGAGCUACAACAGUCUCAGCACUUCGUCGUUGCCGUUUAAUGCGGAGGCUGUGGCGGUGCAAUCCGCACUGCAGGGUGUGGUGGGGGUCGGUUCUGUGAACGUCACCCGGACGCAUGCGUUGAAUACGCGAGGAUUUGUAUGGGAUGUGACGUUCUUGACUUCGUCUGCGGGCCCUAGACCAGACCUCACCGUGAACAAAGCCAAUAUUGUUCCGUCGGCAUCGGUGACGUUGACGCAGUCCAAGCUCAUUGCCGGCACGUCCCCAUUGUCUGGGACUUUUGUAUUGAGCUAUUUGGGGUUUCCCACGACUUCGUUGGCGGUCGACAUCUCCGCGGCAGCCCUUCAAACCCAACUCGCGACGAUACUGCCGCCAAUUGUAGCGGUGACGAAAUCGUUUGCUGCUACUUGUACGGUAUGGCGCAUUACAUUUGGACUAACGACAGCCGCGCCGUCGCUCGUGGUCGCCAACGGCAGUGGGUUGUCCGGUUCUGGUGCAUCUGUGACAACCCGUCAGGACGUUCCCGGGGGGGUUUUGAUGGGCGGGACCUUCAAAGUAGCGUACAACAGCGUCUCCACCGCAGCCAUUCCGCUGUCCGCCACCGCGUUGGCAACCGCCCUGGCCCCCAUCGCCCCCCCGUUUACCAUAUCAAGUGUCAGCACUACGUUUUCAAUCGAGUUCAACAUCACCUUUGCAGCCACGGCUGGGAACGUGCCUUUGCUUGUCGUGGAUGCAUCGACGGUCACUGGCACCACCGUCACAACCAACGUCACGACCGUUCAAAGUGGAUCGUACGCUCCUUUGGGUGGUUCUUUUCAGCUGACAUGGAACAAAACACAAUCCAGUGGACCCAUCGCCUUCAACGCUGCCAAUUCAACGAUUGCGGCGGCCUUGCAGUUGCUCCCAGGCGUUGGCACGGUCACGGUGGGUCCUCGACUGUCGUUGGUAUCGGGGUACCAGUGGCAGGUCACGUUUAUGGACUCGUGGAAGAUGGCCAACGCUUCCAACUUGCGGAAUUUGGAGCUGCAGGGAGGACUUCUCACUGGAACGAACGCCACGAUGACGUGGACUCCGAUCGUGGAUUCGUUGGGGGUCAAAGUGCCCCUGUUUAUAACGACAAACGGCCAGGCUUUUGUCGAUACCUCGCUCAUGUUUACGUACCACGACGAGAUUGUCCUGGACUCGAUGGAUCCCCUCAACGGCCCUGUCGACGGCAGCACCACCGUCACAAUAACGCUAGCCCCUCAAAGCAUGACCUUGUCUUUGAACCAGUCCGUGUAUUGUCGAUUUGGUGUGUCGAUUGUCACUGGAAGUGUGCUAAAUGCCACUCGACUCGAGUGUAUCUCGCCGGAAGUGUCCGAUGCAGGAGAUGUAUCUGUGGAAAUCAGCGUCAACGGCAUGGAUUUCAGUUCCACGGGGUUGAUGUUUCAGUACCGAUGGCAGCUGCAGUUGGUGUCAGUAUCCCCCUUAAGGGGUCCAAUUGCAGGGGGAACGCUGCUGUCGGUGGCCAUGGCGGCGGCGGUCAGUCCCCUGGAUGUGUUCGCGUGCAUCAUUGGUGGCCAAGUGGUCCCGGCCGAGCAGGUGAAUGCCAGUCACGUAUUUUGUCGGACGCCGCCCCUCGCAGUCGGCUCGGCCGUUCGUCGCGUGGCGGUUGAGAUCACGUACAACCACCAAAUUUACUCCACUAGCGACCUCCAAUUCACAUAUACUGACCCGUUGUACUUGACGGGAGUGACGCCGGCGUGGGGACCGGCUACCGGUGGAACAACUGUUAAAGUACGAGGUGGAGACUUCGACCUUGCACAGUCGGCAUGGUGUCGAUUUGGAGAGAAAGUCGUGGAUGGGUUGGUAGAUUCGCCAGAGUAUAUCGCCUGCCAGACGCCACAGUUUGAUCCGGUCGGCCAAGUGCAGCGCAUCACGACGACUGCGUCGGGGUACGUGCCUGAUGUGCAAGAUGUAGUGGUGUCUGCUGCCCCGGACCAGCCCCUCGUGCAAGUCGUGACCACAUCCGGGGCCACCCCCUUGAUUGAAACGCAAGUGCUUUCAAUCUCGGGGCAAAAUGUUCCAGAAAUUCAAGUCGUGCAACCCACAGUGGACACGCUCAGCUCUGAAAUCCGCACCAUCUCCACCACAGUCGCCGCGACCGUGACCGAAGUCAAGACGAUUCAGGUUGACGCGACGCCGAUUCACGAAGUCCAGCAAAUCACUGUUACAGUCAACACUGCCGCUUUAACUCCAAGCCAAUUCGAAGUCCAAGCGUUGUGGAUGCCCAUCUCGCCCACUGAAACCGGCUCGUUCACGUUGGAAUUCCAGGGCGCCAAGACUCCUGCGAUACUGUACAACUCACCACUGGCCCAGCUCCAAGCAGCGUUGGAAGCAUUGGAUACGGUUGGCACGUUGCGCAUCACGACGUCCAUCCAAACUGGCUACAAUGUAUGGGCGAUCACGUUCUUGCAGAACACGGGCCUGCUGCCGUUGCUGGUAGUGGACUCGUCAUCGCUGGUUGUUGUGGUGCCGGCGCUGGUGUCGGUCCAGUCUGUUCAAGUGACUAGCACAGCCGCGUUAGGUGGGUCGUUCGCGGUGAGCUACAACGGCCAGUCGACUGUGGACAUCCCGGUCUGGUCGUCGGCGACUGACGUGCAGGCAGCCAUUCAAGCGCUUCCAACCGUUCAAAACCCCGUUCUGGUCACGCGAACCGACUUGGAUUGCAACGGCGGAGCGAGUUGGAUCGUGACGUUCGUGUCGACUUCAGCUGCCAACGGAAACAUUCCGACUAUGACGAUGCAGGGCGCAAAGGUCACGGGCACGUUGUCGCAGAGCAGUGUCAGUCCAGUGACCGACAGCAACGCUGUAGGCGGGUCGUUCAAGCUGUCUUUCCAGGGCACGUUGUCUCCGACGUUGUAUCUAACGACAACCGAAACCGCCAUGGCGGCUGCCGUGCAAACCCUCACGCAAGUGCCCGUGGCGUCCGUGACCCGACGAGGACCCACCGCCGUGAACGGGUACUCUUGGCAGGUUACAUUUGGCGGAGCUCCGUCUUUGAUUCCAGAUAUUCUUGGCGUGAGUUUCUUGACAGGCAUCGGAGCAACUGUUCGAGCAACGACCACGCGAGUAGCCCAAGUGCUCGAGAUCCAGCAACUCACGUUGGCAGCCAGUUCAUUUAUCGGCGGGUCGUUUAGGCUCCAGGUUGGAUCUCAGCAGACGCUGCCGCUCCCGUCGGAUGCGUCUGCUACCGCCGUGCAAAAUGCACUGAACGCGCUCGUGAACUUUGGAACGUUCGCCGUGUCCAAGUCUGCCGUCAUAGACGUGUACGGGAGCUGCUCGUGGCAGAUUACGUUUCUGACUUUGGCGGGGAAUCAAAACAUGAUUCAAGUGCUUCCGACAACUCUGGCCGGAAAACCCAGUUUGUUUGACUCUGGAAGCCGCGAUGUCCGUCUUGUGAUGACCGAACUUCAAGCGGGCGUGGGGGGUCCCCUCGCCGGGACGUUCCGACUGUCUGUCGACGGCUCAGUCUUGUCCGAUCCGAUCUCGUACGACGCCACCGCAAGUGAAGUGCAGCGAGUUUUGCAAGCGAUUGAACCGGUACAAGUGUCCACUUCUGGUGUGUUUGGCCUCAACAAUAUCAUGACGUGGUCCGUCACGUUCACAACGCCCAAACCCACUGGUCGGAUCCUGACUGCGGUGACGACUGGGCUGACCCCUGGGAGUGCCAGCGUUGUGUUUGGAACUACUCGCCCUGGUGUGGUUCAGGAGAUUCGCCGCAUCACAACGACGCUCACGUCUGGUGCGUUUGUGUGUACUUUUGCCUCCAAAACCUCGGGCUCCAUUCCGUUCAACGCGAAUUCGACUGUCUUUGGCACGGCCUUGUCUGCAAUCGCUGAACUGGGCACCCUGGACGUAUCAGGCACGAACCCGUGGCUCGUGACGUUCACUCAACUCUCGGCACCUAUCCCCGUGCUCAGUUGUGGACCAACGCAAGGCGUGACCACUGUCCAGACAAGCACGAGCUCUGCGCUGUCGGGAACGUUCAAGUUGGGCUUUAACAACGUGUGGACGACGGCGUUGGCGCCGAAUGCUUCAGCGUUAACCGUACAAAAUGCGAUCAAUGCCGUCAUGGGCGCAGACUCCGUGACAGUCAGCGGGGCAUCUGUCGUGUUAAACAACGGGCAGCGGUGGGACGUGACGUUCACCAACAAACCAGGCACGUGGCCACUCUUGACCAUCGACAAAACUCUCUUAGUGGGCACGAAUGCCGCCGUUCAAGUGACCCGCAAAGUCACUGGAAACCAAGUGGUUGGCACGUUUCAGGUAGCGGUGAAUGGUCGCACGACUGUGCCGUUGACGCCUCAAGCGACCGCCGGUGACUUGAUGGCGGCGCUGCAGAGCGCGUUAAGCUGCCGCGCAUGUACAUCCGUGGUGCGAUCACCUCCGUUGAGUGCGGGGGGGUACGCCUGGACGGUACAAUUUCGGCUGUAUGACGCCUUCCUGCAGACGUUUUCGACUCAACUCGACCCUUCUACCAAUCCGAUUUCAGUGGUUCAGUCGACCCUGAAUUGCACCGGGUUGUCAGUACAAGUCACGCCCACUAUAACUGGAUCGAGUCCCAUCAGCGGAUCGUUCGUCCUCCGGUAUCGAGAUCAGCCGACGGUGCCGAUUCCGUGGGACGCCACACCGGAAACCGUGUUGCUGGCUGUGCAGCACAUCAAGUCGAUUCCGAAAGGAUUGUUUCAAGUGACCCGGAGUGGCCCCUUUGUCACGGGGGGGAUGCAGUGGCGCAUCACGUUCCCGUUCAAUAUUCCGUACCCGUCGGAAGUGUUCAAACCAGUUUCAUUUUUAGCCGGGUCCAAUCCUGGCAUUGCUGUCACGGUGGGCACCCCCCAGACGAUUCCAGUGCAAGGAACGUUCGCCCUCCAAUUUCAAAGCCAGGUGACGUCGCCUAUUGCGUUCAAUGCCAACGCAUCCGACAUGGCCACUGCGUUGCAGCGCCUGUCGAGUUUGAGUGGUGGCGUGACCGUCACGACACUUCACUCGCCAUGGCUGAACACGUUCAAGUGGCAGGUGUCGUUCACAUCGCUGGCCAACGCGGGUCCGAUGGCUUUGCUCUCCUCGCCCAUAUUUCAAGUAAACGGAUCCACCCCUCAUAUCACGUUCGUCAAGGUUGUGAAUGGCACGAGCAAUGCACUCCAGCGAGUCACGAUCAGCGCCGCGGCGGCAACACCCACUGGAACAUUCACCCUGUCGUACUUGGGCGUGGCGUCACCAGUAGUUCUGUCUGCAUCGUGCAGUGCUCUGGAGUUUGCAAGUGCCUUGAACGCACUAUCAGCGGUGGGCAAGACGACUGUCGAGCGCACCGUCGCCUUGAACGGCCAAAUUGGCUUCACGUGGUACAUUCUGUUUACGGAUUCGUAUGUGGACAAAGUCGCCAUUGCGCUAAACACUGGCCAACUCCUGCCGACCACGGGGUUGGUGGUGUCGGUGGCGCUCGUGCCGUCCAAGACGACUCCCAUCAGUGGGUCCUUUCAAGUACAAUACGGGCAAACAUGCAUCGAUGGCAUCGACACGUCGUCCUGUGUUCCGGCAGUGACGUCCACUUUACCGUACAAUGUGGACGAGACUACCCUGCAGCACGAACUGUCGAUGCUGCCGGGCCUCUCAUCCGUCCAAGUCUCGCGUUCCGUCGCUGCCGACUACUUGAGAGGGUAUACUUGGCUCGUGUCGUUUCCAGAUACACUGGGCAAUCUGGCGCUGCUCCGGACAUCCAGUGCGCUGACAGGGUCGAAUGCGAAGGUUGAAGUCAGCGUCGAAAGGGCGGGCGUGACCUUUGACGAGUCAAAAGUGGCGGUGGCGGUAUCCCAGAACGGCCAAGACUACACUACCAUGUCCACCGUCGUGUACCAGUACGUUCAAACGAUCUUGGUGUAUUCGACCUUUCCCAACCACGGCCCCGUGUUUGGUGGUACCGAAGUGGUCGUGUAUGGCGACUACUUUACCAACUCGUCCACCUUGUAUUGCCGAUUUGGCACUACUGUGGUGUCCGCUGCAACGUAUUUCAACUCCACCACGCUCACCUGUAUCGCUCCGUCCGUCCAGUCGCCCCGCCAAGUGUUUAUAGACGUGUCCACAAACAGCAAACGAAGCAGCUACUCCAACACCACCACGGCUGCCUUCACCUACGACGCCCCAGUCUCCCUCAAGUCUGUGACCCCCACGUUGGGCCCUGCGACGGGGAAUUUCUCCGUCGAGAUCUACGGCGGCCCAUUUCCUCGCACAGACGAGUUGCGAUGUCGAUUCGGAUCGGUCGUCGUGCAGGCGUUGUGGGUCCAAACCGACGCCAUCCAGUGCACGGCGCCCACGCAGCUGCAGCCGGGGACCGUCCCGCUCGAAGUGUCGGUCAAUAACCAAGACUACACCUCCAGUCGGCAUCCAUUUUACUUUUACCCGUGCCCGACCCUCCGUCGCAUCUUCCCCGUGUUUGGCCCGGCUUUUGCCGCCGGCAGUCGCGUGGAUGUCUUCGGUACUGGCUUUGUCAACUCAUCCGGCUUGGUCUGUCGGUUUGGCGAACAUGUCCUACCGGCUUCCUUUCGAAGUCCAUUCCAACUGACGUGUCUGACGCCUCCGCUGGAUCCGUACAGCGGCGGCCUCCAACCCCUGCCCUUGUCCGAGCAGCGUCAUGCGUACCCUGAUCCAUCCACGGGCACCCGGUUGCUCUUUCCCACGGCGCGCCAUUUUCCGCUAGUGCAAGGUCGACUCGUGUCGGUGGAAAUCUCCAACAACCACCAGGACUUUACUUUCACAGGGAUCAACUACCUGUACUACCAAGACGCGACGGUUUCGGCUAUUAAACCGACCCAGUUGUACGCUGCGGCCAAUGUCGGGUUGUUUGUCCAAGGACUCAACUUCAUCAACUCGACGCUGUUGGCGUGUCGAGUCGGCGUGUCGACGGUCCCAGGAGUGUUUGUCACGUCUUGGUUGGUGCUGUGUCCGAUGCAAACUACACACAUCAAGGCGUCUCUUCCGUCUACUUCAACCGGCCACCUCCCCACGGACGACAUCCUCCCCACCUUUGCGUCGCCCCAGCUCUUGUUUGUGGAAGUCGCUAACAACGGCAUUGACUUUUCAUCCAAUCGCGUCAUGCUCGAGUACUUGGGUCAGUGUCCGACGGGGUAUUAUUGUCCUCCCGUGUCACAGGGCAGUCGGCUGGCGUGUCCUCGAGGCAGCUACUGCCCCGGCCAAGGCAACGCCAACUACACGUUGUGUCCAAGGGGAACGUACCAGCCGCUCCCGUCUCAGUCCGAAUGUCUGCGCUGUCCCAUUGGAUACCACUGUCCGCAUAUCGGGUUGCACGUGCCCCGCAUCUGUCCGGCGGGGUUUGUGUGCGAUGUCACGGGGAUCGAAACCGCCGACCAGCCGUGCCCCGUCGGUCACUUUUGUCUGGAAGGCACGGCGACGACUGCCACGACGUGCGGGCAUCGACUUGCAUCGCGCAAGCUCGGGGUCACGUACUCCCACGCCGAACGCGGCUCCACCGUCCGGAAAGGCCGCGACGGGGUGGCAUCGCAACCGAUCCUUGGGGCCCGCCAAACUGCCUGUUGGGACAACAGCACGCAAGACUUUGGGCUUCAGUUGAGCUCGUCUCCCAGUCGAUUCUGGCUCGAGCUGCAGCAGAUGCCCUUGUCCAGUUCCACGUUGGACUUUGAACCGAUUCGAGGGCGGUAUUGCAUGGACGAUGCGUGUUUGGCGGUGUCGCCUUCGCUGGACGUCAUGGACAACAUCAUUAUGGACUACCACGGACUGUUUUCACUUCGGCGUCCGGUGCCGUGUCCACGUGGAAUGUACUGCCACGCAGGCACAGCAGGCAACUCGUCUGUGCUGAAAAACUUCACGUCCCCGCAGCCGUGCUUCGAAAGCAUGUAUUGCCCGGAAGGGAGCGACAGUCCGUCCGGCCAGGGCGAUUGUCCGGGGGGGUUCUACUGCCCAUUCGGCAUCAAGAUUCCGUGUCCGGCGGGUACCUACUGUCCGACACCAGGGUCGUACGAUCCAUUGGGGUGUCCUCCGGGUACGUUCAACGCCAUGGUAGGGCAAACCCAGUGCACCCCUUGUCCCGAGGGAUACAUUUGCCCAGGCUUCAACCGCAUCCAGCCGGUGCUGUGUCCGCCGGGGUACGUAUGCUCCAAGCCCGAGCUCGCGACGCCCAACCUCCGGUGUCCGCCGGGGUACUACUGCUACGCCGGUCGAUUGACGUCGGAUCCGUUCCGCAACGAUACGACGUUGCGUCCGUACCCGUGUAAACCCGGCACGUUUUGCCUGGGCGGCGUCAUCUCGGACCUAGUCGUGACGGGCAAUUACGACUAUGCCCAAAACUGCACCGCCGGGUUUUACUGCGAACUCGCGUCCUUCUCCCCCAAAGGCAUCGGCAUGUGUCCGCCAGGGUUUUAUUGUCCCGCGGGUACGGCGGUGCCGAUACCCACGCCCAAGGGGUCGUUUGCGGCCCGCAACGGCACCGUCCAGGCGGCGCUGUGCUCUCCUAGCUUCUACGCCCCUACAAUUGAAACCGUCGAGUGUUAUCCGUGCCCGCCUGGAACGACCUGUCCGGACGACGGCACCGCCGUGGCGACCAUCUGUCCGCCGGGAACCUACCGCAGCACGUUUGAAGCGGACGGUAUCACGUGCGUGCCAUGUCCUCAGGGCACGUGGUCCAAGAAUUGGGGCCUCCGAGAGGUGGGCGAGUGCAUCUUAUGUCCGCCGGGUACCGUCUGCGCCACGGAUGGCAUGACGAAUCCGUGCUCGCAAAGCGAUCUGCCGCUGCCGUACGUCCCCACCAACCUCAACGAAAGCGUCCCCGAGUGUCUCGCGCGCGGCUCGCAGUUCUACUUUGGGGUGCUGUUAGAGCCGUGGAUCGACGACCUUGGCGUGGGGCCGCACUUUCUGCCGCACAUUUCGGGACAAUGUUACUACAACCCCCAGCCCAUGGGCAGUCCGCUGUACCUCCGGUUCACCGAGUACUUUGGCCCGCUCUUUGACAUUGCGACGGGUGCACCCCAUCAGGGGUACGGUGACGUGAGCCAGCUUCCCGUGCCUGGAUACUUUGAGCGUGGGUCGCAGUUUGUCGACCUCAUGCACUCCACAUUGUACGACCUCAAGCAAAACUGCACCCGCGGCUUCUUCUUCAAGGACAAAUGGUUCCCCGGAACUUGCGAAGCCGACGUCAUCUGCUACUCGGACAAGACCUCCCAGGCGCUGAUUUGCCCCGAGGGGUACAUUUGCAACGAAGCGACCACCGACGCCCUCGCCCUCGCGACGCCGUGCGCGCCGGGCUACGUCUGCGGCUUCGGCACCACGCCGGACGCCUACUUGCAGUCCCCCAUGGGCCAGUUCGACAUGCUGUGUCCGCGGUCCUUCUUUUGUCCCGAAGCCACGGGCAUAGGACUCAUGAAGCGCCACGCGUGCCCGGCUAACUACUUUUGCCCCACGGGUACCGUGGACCCGUACAUGGGAGCGAUCGCCAACGACGCCGAGCGCCGGCAGAUUCCGCCAGCGGACGCCGACCCGUUUCGACAUGUCGACCACGUCGCCUACCUCCGCGAAGGCGACAUCCGCGAGUUCUCCCUGCACGACAAGCGGUGCUUAGACGGCGUCGAUCCCGAGCUGCUGAAUACAUUCACCACCAACGAAUCGGGGGGCGUGGUCAACGCUGCGUUGGAGAGCCAGCUCUUGUGUGCGCGAGACAACAAGUGGCGCCACGUGUUCAAUGCAAUCCAGCGCCGCGAGUGCGACUGUGUCCACCAAGUCCAAGUCACCCUCGACCUGUUCGCGUUGUGGCAGUGUAAUAACACGUGCACCAGCGUCUUCGCUCAAGCGUCUUGGCGGGUGGCCCAGUCGUCCACCAAUGGACUGCGCUUUGCAAAGUACUCGACCACGGUGUACAGCACCUUCGCAUCUCUGGCAGCCGACAUCACGCGCGACAUGAAGCCGUUUCUGGCCCCCCAUUCCAUCUCCAAAGGACAGAUAUACACGGCCCAAGCCCCAGACGAACUGUUUGACUUGUAUACGGGCGUUCAGAACAUUCUGCAGUACAAGGAGCGCCUCCUGGACUGGGUCAACUUUAAUCCGUCGACAAACGACAUCCUUCGGCUCGAUAUGUGCGAAUGCCAGCGAAUGUUCAAGUGCCCCAACGGCACCGUGAGCCCCGUGGGGUCGGACAACUUAUUUGACUGUGUCAAAGCUGGCGUUGUGUUGCGGCGGCGGGACCUUGUCCCAUCGGGCCAUGCCCGUCAAGUGAACGGUUCGGACUUUACGUUUCUGUCGGGCACGGGUGCCCCCGUGAGCCACAUCGUGCUGGAUCCGCUGGAAGUGGCCAUCGUCACAAUCAAUGCGACACAGUUGGAGCGCAACAUGACCUACGACGACCACUACCAGAUCUCUAUCUACAAAAACUGCAAGCCAUGUCCACCUUUGUACCAGUGCAACUUUUACAUGGACCCUGUCGGGUGUACGUACCCGUUCAACGACAACAGCACCGGACAAACCAUGUACGACUCGUGCAUGUCCAUGUAUCACGGUGACUCGGCCAUCUGCGACGCCAACGCUUUGUUCUGCGAGACCCGCGGCCGUGUGCGCCCGGACGGGUCGGUUGUGCCCGUUCCCGGCUGCUGCUCGUGCGAACGCCUCGACAUGCCCGUGUUCUUUGACGCGAACCGCCCCGUGCUCGGGUUUCCAGACGAUAAGCACGGUAUGAUUCAGUUUACCAUCUCGGCCGUGGCGCAGACCGAGCUCACGAUCGUCGUCGAGUUGCUGCACGGGUUAUACUACAACGGUUUCGAGGCUACGUUCGUCCCGACCAACGUCGACGUGUCCAUCUUCACGCCGUCCCGCGCACGGUACACGCCCGAAGUGCCAACGACCGACUCGUUCUUCAGCGUACUCGUGCAGGACGACUUUGACGCGAUGGCGCUGCCGCUCAACCUGCCCAUGUCCAAGGUCCGGACCCCCAAGGAGAUGACGUUCCAGUCACACAUGGAGCGGUCUGUAUUCAUCGAUCGCGUGUCCGACAUUCUCGUGGGGGACCCGUCGUUCGCCGGGCGGCACGGCUUGACGCGGCUGUCACAUGCACAGGCGAUGCUAGGCGCGACCAUCUCCAACGACUCGCAGCUCCUCUGGAACGACUUUCUCGGUCUCGACCUGGUUCCGGACGGUGUGGGGGACGUGGCCUUCUCGGACGCGUGGUGGCUCAAGGCCCAGCCGAACGGCCUCACGUACUUGGCCAUGCCGUACUUGCCCUUCUUCAGCGCGUGCGCCGGGUAUGACUCGCACAUGUCGAUAGCCAAGCUGCUCGAAUCGCACCCAGACUGCGACUUUGUCGAGUACAACGCCACCCAUGAAGUGGACGAACUCAUCUGGCGCAAGAUGACGGUGCCGCUGGCGGACGAGUGCUCGGUCUUCAACCUUAACGGCAUCGACCUACAGUGUGUGUUUGAGGAAAACUUAGCCGGGGGGUCCGACAAGCCGCGGUGGUACGAAGUGGACUCGGGCACGCCCUUGUUCCACCUGACAAAGUACCCCAUCCCCGUCCACAACUUUAUCGGCAACGACAGCGUCGCGUCGCCCAUCUACUGGGGCCAAACCUCCACGUUUGACAACUUGAUUGGCACCACGGACCUCAUCACCGUCAGUGUCGGGCCAGACAGCAACGGAUACCCGCUGGUCGUGCCCCAAACAGUCACGCUCACGAUUCAUUAUUACCAAAUCCUCAAAGGAUACAAGAUCUUUGUGAAUGCCCAAAUCGACUUUGACGACCAGUGCGUCAUCUCGAACGUCGACGCCGACGUCCUAAAUGCCGCCGCAAAUGACAUUUACCCGUGUGAGAAGAACGUGGUCACGGGCGAAAUUCUGUCCAAGGGGUACACGCUCAGCGUCAUGUUUAGCGCGCUGCCGUGGAUGGAUCUGCUCAAUCAGUUCCAGUUCUCGUUCCAAGUGUAUGUGAUGCUGUUUUCAAUCAUUGGCGCGGGGUCGGUCGUCCAAGGCUACUUUAUCUACCUCAUCAAUCGGCUGUUUACAAAGAUGCGGCACCCGCCGCCGUUCCGACUCGUGCAGUUCAUCAAGGCCACGGCGCCCCAGCCGACGAUGGGCAUGGUCUACGUCACGCUGCCCACCGCCGCGUGCUCCAUGCUUCUCUACACUUGGUGGAACGUCUUCAAGUCUUCGCACCCGGUUGUGAACCCCAAUCUGUUUUCGUUCGAGCACAUUUCCGGCGACUGGCUGUACAUUAGCGCAUUGGACGUGGCCCAUAUCAAGCUAUUCAAGGCGGGAAGGCUUGGGACGUCGGUGGUGGCACUGGGGGUGUACAUGCUGCUGCUGGGGGCCAAACUCAUGCUGCCAGAUCACAUGGAUCCGCAGAAAGAAGACAACAUUAUGAACCAGAACGCGCUGCAGAUGGAACCCACCGAUCCAUUUGCAUUGCGCGACAUCCCCAGCGCCGGCAACGACAAAGAAGAAGACGAAGAUGGGUACUGGAACCCACUGCUGUGGAAGCGCAUGAACUUGCUGCUCGUGACGGCCAUCACGGUGCUCACGCAGCUGUUUAUUUGGGAGUUUUCGUACUCGUCGCUGUUCACGACCAACUGCUACCAGUUCCUCGUCGUGUACAAGAUCCUUGAGCACUUGUACGACAGUUUCUUUGAAGCGUUCUUGGGGGAUGCGUUCCUUACGCAGCCGGUGGCAGUGGUCGUCGCGGUCACGGAGGGGCUCAUCACGAUGGCGGCGCCCGACUUUUUCGGGUUCGUCAUGAGUUUUAUCAUCAUGCAGAGCAUCAUGAUCAUCGAGCGGCUGUUCUUUAACCCGUUCCUGGCGUACUGCACGGCUAUGAUGCCCAAGUGGAAGCGGCAGCUGCAUCGCAUGUUCCGCAAGAAGCGACGGCGAACGCGCGACCAAAAGGCGGCCGAGGAAGCCGAGUGGCGCAAGAUCUGCCAGGACAUCGAAGAAAAGGCCACGGGCAUCGAAGCCAUCAUCGACGCGUACAACAAUUACGCCGGUGAAACCGCGUCGCUGUUUCUGAACCCGCUUGUGAUGGCGUUCAUUUACGUGUUUGCCCGGGAGACGCAGAUCCCGGCGCUGUACUCGAUCUUGGAGACCGAUUUAAGCUACUACAUUCUGUUUUCAAUGGUCACGUUGCCAUUUGCAACCGUGCUGGACGUGGUGCUGUGGAACACGCAAGAGCUGAUCCACGGGUGGAAAGCGUUCGAGUACGCGACGUACCAGCGCCACCGGUUCUCGAUCCGCAAGGAGCGGUGGCAGAUGAACAUGAAAGUCAAGGACAAGUCGCUCGAAGAGGAGUUCCAGACCGUGGACGUGCUGUGCUUUUCGUCGCAGUACUACUUUCUCACGUUUCUGUACGCGUCUGGUGUGCUGUUUGUCAUGUUUGGCGCGAGUAUUUGGAUCCGAAAGCAGUACAAUCCCCUCGGCGACCGCCUCUUUGUCGUGAUUGUGGUCAUGGUGUUCGCUAUGGGUGUGGCUGUGACCAACGUCUCGUUUUACAUUGGCAACAAGCUGCGUAUUUGGGUGCCCAGGGCGCUGCGGGGCACCAUCGACGACGACAUCGCAGCAAAACUGGCGCUCGGGGCCGGCCGCCAGGAAGACUUGGAGCUGGAACGCAUGGAGAUGCAAGCGCUCAACUCGGAGCGAUUCCGCCAUCGGUUUCUUGAGAAGAACCGGCCGUGGAUUCUCCAGCACAUGGUCGAGCUGUUCACGCCCCGAACGCUGCAACUGCCCGGACCUUUGAACGACGGCAAGCCGGCGGUCGAGUACGUCCGUGACAUUUACAACGAGCUCAUGAACAUGGGCGAGGGCCGGCGACUCAAGGGCGACCGCAGCGACAUCAGCUCAGACGACGAGGACGAGCUGUUCAAGCAACGCCGAAACUGGUCCAACGUGCCGGUGGAAGGCACGACCAAGGACCUGGCGCUGUUCUGGCUCGCCAAAGCCAGAAAACGGCGGCUGUUUGGCAAGUUUAUCGGCGGGAUCCUGCUCGGGAAGAAGGAAGACACGUGCAAAGUGUGCCAGAAACAAGAGGCCGGCGGGUACGUGAUGAGCGUCGACAUCGCCACACCCGACGGACUCGAACAAGACAAGCUCGGCCUCGACCGACUUAUCAGGGGCUUCGAGGGCCAGUACGGCGACACCGAGGCCGACGCGGACCUGUGGAAAGCCUACUUUCGCCAGCACGCGACCUUUAUCACGCUCUGCAACGUGUGCACGUCCGCGUUGGAGCAGAAACGCCUCGCGAGGCUGGUACAGCCCGUCGGGUACGAUGGUUCUAUCGAUUUAGAAGGUUCAACUGCCAACUAAUAUGCUAAUUCUUGGCUGCUGUGUAGCAAGCAAACCAAGACCCGCGCCGACGACUUGAGCUCGGACGAAGAGGACGGCGGGCAGGACAUGGUGUUUGAGGCGAUGGUUGUGAGCCGGACGUCGGUGGAAGGCCGCGCGAUGAGCAAGUGGUUGCAGGCAGCGCGGAAGCGGCUCGGAGGGGUAUUUCCGCGCGAGAAUGCGCGGGUCGAAAUGGAGGCGUACGCCGAGCGCAUGCGAGCCAAGAAGGCACGCAAGACAAAGAAGAAGCGGCCAGACUCGGACGACGACGACCCGAGCGUGCACUGGAAGGUCAACUUGACCGAGGCAUCGCGGGCGCUGCUGCUGCGCUGGGUGUGGCAGGCCCGCGAAGACCAGUACAAGGUGUUCCGCGAAAAGGGAAUGAAGCUGCGGGCGACGGUCGCGGCGGUCGCGGCCAAGAUGCACGAGGUGGACGACUGGUUUUUCAGCAAAGAGAUGCGCGUGGAAGGUGUGACGCUCAAGUCGACGGCGGAGACGCUGACGGAGGACCAACUGGCGCUGGAGGAUGACAUUGACGUGAAGAAGCGCGCGAUGGUGCAAGAGCUGGACGUGUAUGUGAAUGAGAAGCGCGCGGCCAUGACCAAGGAGUCGGAUCUGUUCAAUAACAUGGUCGAAUCUGAGCGAGCGGCGCUCAAGACCAAGGUCACGGCGCGGGAAACCGAGCUGCUCGAAGAAAAGAAGCGGAAGGAAGUCGAGUUUCUCGAGAUUCAAAAGCAAGCCAAGGCCGACAACGGCGGGCGUGUGCCACCCAUGCUCCUGCAAGAGCACCGCGCGUACUUGGUCAAGAUGGACGACGAUCGGCGCAAGGAACGCGACGACGCCGAGGUGUUGGCAGGCGAGAAAGAGAAUCAAAAGCAGGACGCGUUCAAUCGGAAGCUUGCACUCAGCGAGGCCGGCAUCAUCAACCGGCAAGCGUUGACGGCGCAUCGGCUCCUGGCGCUGCGGAAGGACAUGAUGAACACUUUGCGCAUGCAGGAGAAAAGCUGGCAGAACAAGGCCAGCGGGUGGCUCGAGAAGGCCACGCGGAAGGUGGCCGUGAAGGAGCAGGAGGACGCCGAGAACGCGCUCGCGAUGAAAAAGCGCAAAAAGGUGUAACCGUUGAAUUUGUACAUUGUAUUUAGGGUUUUUAACCCUAAAUAAAAGAUGCUAAAUAUGGGGUAUUUGAUCUAAUUACCCUAAAUAUAUAUAUUAUGUUGUGGG
Aphanomyces astaci is the source of this 38916-nucleotide messenger RNA. RefSeq lists its product as hypothetical. The coding region runs from base 1 to 37677 and encodes 12558 amino acids. The transcript has 9 exons. The record is from RefSeq and is a predicted model, not a curated record. Lineage: Eukaryota; Oomycota; Saprolegniomycetes; Saprolegniales; Verrucalvaceae.